Messenger RNA from Emiliania huxleyi CCMP1516, 756 nucleotides. RefSeq lists its product as hypothetical. Gene Ontology annotation, molecular function: protein kinase activity; ATP binding. The transcript has 7 exons. Bases 1 to 756 code for a protein of 251 amino acids. The record is from RefSeq and is a predicted model, not a curated record. Gene Ontology annotation, biological process: protein phosphorylation. NCBI's taxonomy places the organism in Eukaryota, Haptophyta, Isochrysidales, Noelaerhabdaceae.
AUGCAAGGUGGCAGCAGCCUUCUCCCCAUUCCUCCGGUUCAGAGCUCCGAUGAGCACUCGAUCUCCAGCAUCUCUACAGCUAAAGGCAGCGGCGAGGCAAGACGCGCUGAGCGAGGGCGAGGCAAGACGUGGCUCCUCGACUCAAAGUACGUGCUGGGGGAGGAGCUCGGGCGUGGUGCGUCGGGCAGGGUGUACCGCGCCCUCAACCAGGGCGGCGGCGGCUCUCACUUCGUCGCCAUCAAGGAGAUCCCACUCGUCGGCAUGUCGGUCGCCGCCGCCCGUGCCGUCGAGUCUGAGGUGGAGCUGCUGCGGAAUCUAUCGCACCCGCAGAUCAUCCGCUUCUACGAGACGAUCCGCACCGAGCACCACCUCUACCUCGUCCUCGAGUACGUCGAGAACGGCUCCCUCGCUCCAAGGGGGGCCGGCUCCCUCGCCUCCAUCCUCAAGACCUUCGGGCGGCUGCCCGAGCACAUGCUCAUCGUCUACAUGCGGCAGGUGCUGGCGGGGCUCGAGUGGCUUCACGCACAGGGCAUCUGCCACCGAGACAUCAAGGGCGCCAACCUCCUGAUCACGCAGGACGGGCAGGUGAAGCUCGCUGACUUUGGGGUCGCCAGCCGCGUCGUCGACGCGGCGGAGCAGGCGGGGGCGAGACGAGGGCAGCACGAGUGGCUCCAGCAGGAGGUACACUACACGAUCGAGGGAUUCACAGCGGGCGCCAGCUUUCCUCCUCUGGAGUCGCAGCGCUCUGUUGAUUAG